Molecule: messenger RNA, 1893 nt
Organism: Tigriopus californicus
Lineage: Eukaryota; Metazoa; Arthropoda; Copepoda; Harpacticoida; Harpacticidae
Product: WD repeat-containing protein 46-like
Exons: 7
Coding region: 22-1869 (615 amino acids)
Biological process (GO): maturation of SSU-rRNA from tricistronic rRNA transcript (SSU-rRNA, 5.8S rRNA, LSU-rRNA)
Cellular component (GO): nucleolus; small-subunit processome; 90S preribosome
Molecular function (GO): protein binding
Source: RefSeq, a predicted model, not a curated record
GUUGAUCAACAAAUCGAGCACAUGUGUCAAUGCCAAAAUCCGAGUACAAGUAGCAUGUCCAUUGACGUCGGCUCCACGGGAAAGAUGAGGUAUUUUACCAAGUCUCAGACCCCAUCUUCAGAAAGUGGAGGUUCUAAAUCCGAGAAUAUUUUCAUAAUGGGAGCUAACGAGAUGAAGAACGCCCGAAAUGUGCAGAACAAACUUCGCAAAAAAGCUAAUCGGGUUCGGGAUGUGUCAGGAUUGAAAGGCACCCGAUCCGGACGCGUGGCGCCCAGAGAGCAUUUUAGAAGUCGAAAGCGCCGAAAGGGCGACAAGGGGCCAGAUCCUUUCCCCGGCCCGGUCCCCUUGGACCCCAAAGUAUUGGCCAAGUACUCCAAUGGACCCGGCGUUACUCGAAACAAGGUGAAAACUAAAUUCCGUCAAAAAGAAGUGGAACGCCGGGAGAAGCAAAUCGAAUUUGCCGAGACUUUGGCCGGAAAAGCCGAGUUGCUUUUAGAUGAGGAUGUUGGCGUCUUGGAAGGUGAUGAGAUCCAGGAGUUCACGCCCACCAUUACUCAAACACAGAUUCAGCAAAAUGUGGACGAUAUAUCGGCUACCAAGGGCUUUGACCUCAAUCUUCCUCAGUUUGGUCCAUACAAGGCGGAUUACACGAAGAAUGGGCGGUAUCUGGUCAUUGGGGGUCGUCGAGGUCACGUAGCAGCCUUCGAUUGGACUUCCAAAAAUCUGACGUGUGAGAUCAACGUGCAAGAGUCCGUGCACGAUGUUAAAUGGUUACAUACGGAAAAUAUGUUUGCCGUGGCUCAAAAGAAAUGGACUUACAUCUAUGAUAACCAGGGAAUCGAAUUGCAUUGUCUAAAGAGACUAGACAAUGUCUUGAAACUGGAAUUCCUUCCGUAUCAUUUUCUUUUGGCGGCCGGGAGUGAAUCCGGCUUUCUCAGUUGGGUAGACAUAUCCUUGGGCAAAUUAGUGACCCAAUACAACGCCAAACUGGGCCCCAUGGGUGUCAUGUGCCAGAAUCCGAGUAACGCCAUUCUUUGCGCCGGUCACGGUAAAGGUAUUGUCACCAUGUGGAGCCCAAAUAUGCGGGAGCCCGUGGCCAAAAUGCUGGCCCAUCGUCAAGCCGUUCGGGGCGUGGCUGUGGAUCUUACGGGCACCUACUUGGCUACGGCAGGCACGGAUCGAAGCCUCAAGAUUUGGGAUGUGCGUCAAUUCAAGUGCUUGCAAAACUACCGAAUUUCCGCUGGCGCCUCACAGUUAGAAUUCAGCGGGCGAGGAUUGUUGGGCGUGGCUAUGGGUAACACGGUGGAGAUCUUCAAGGAUUGUUGCACAACCGCAGUCAAAUACCCAUACAUGCGACAUCGAGCCUUCAAACGCAUCACCGAUAUCCAUUUUGCUCCUUACGAAGACGCCAUGGGCAUUGGACACGAGGCCGGUUUCACGAGUAUUCUGGUUCCCGGCAGUGGUGAUCCGAAUUUCGAUGCUCUGGAAGUUAAUCCUUAUCAGACGAAGCGUCAACGGCGAGAAGCGGAAGUCAAGGCUCUGUUGGAGAAGAUCCCAUCAGAACUGAUCAGUUUGGACCCCACUCAAUUGGGCGAUGUGGACGUGAAGACUUUCGAGGAGAAGAUCGCCGAGAAGAAUAGCAAGCUGCAUCUUAAACCUGAGAAGAUCGAUUUCGAACCUCGCUACAAGAUGAAGGGGAAAGGUGGAACCGCCAAACGGUUCCACAUCAAACGAACCGUGAGGGGGGAAAUCAAAAUGCGAGACCUAAACCAAAAACUCGAAGAAGUCGCACAAGAAGAGCAAGUUUCAAGGGUAGGAAAGCCAAAACAAGAGAAAAAGCCCAAGAGUCUUUUGGAUCGUCUAAAAUAAAAGCCGUGUUAAGAUCAUUAAAAA